Molecule: messenger RNA, 3936 nt
Organism: Sceloporus undulatus (fence lizard)
Lineage: Eukaryota; Metazoa; Chordata; Lepidosauria; Squamata; Phrynosomatidae
Gene: SYT2
Product: synaptotagmin 2
Exons: 8
Coding region: 18-1310 (430 amino acids)
Biological process (GO): calcium ion-regulated exocytosis of neurotransmitter; synaptic vesicle endocytosis; cellular response to calcium ion
Cellular component (GO): axon; synaptic vesicle membrane; dense core granule
Molecular function (GO): phosphatidylserine binding; clathrin binding; calcium ion binding
Source: RefSeq, a predicted model, not a curated record
UCUGAAAAACAGUCAAGAUGAAGUGGAAUCUCUUCAAAAAACCUGCCAACCCUGAACCCAUCAUAGCUGCUACUACAGGUAGUCCAGUAUCUCCAACUACAGCAGCGGCACCACCAAUAGUCUCAACGGACAACACAACACAAAUCUCGGGCCCAGUGGAGAGCAAGGAGGAUGUGUUCGCCAAGAUUAAAGAAAAGUUCAUGAAUGAAAUAAAUAAAAUUCCCUUGCCACCAUGGGCCUUGAUUGCCAUUGCUGUAGUAGCUGGGUUGCUGAUCCUUACCUGCUGCUUUUGCAUCUGCAAGAAAUGCUGCUGCAAGAAAAAGAAAAACAAGAAGGACAAAAAGGGAAUGAAAAAUGCCAUGAAUAUGAAAGACAUGAAAGGCCAGAACAAACAGGAUGAUGACGAUGAUGAUGGUGAUGGUGAUGAAGAGGGAGGAGAAGAGGAAGAGGAGAAGGAGCCAGAGAACCUGGGGAAGCUGCAGUUUUCCCUAGAUUAUGAUUUCCAAGCUAACCAGCUUACUGUAGGGAUCCUCCAAGCAGCUGAGCUCCCAGCGCUGGAUAUGGGUGGCACUUCAGACCCUUAUGUCAAGGUUUUCCUACUUCCAGACAAGAAGAAAAAGUAUGAAACCAAAGUGCAAAAGAAGACCCUCAAUCCAACCUACAAUGAGACAUUUGUCUUCAAGAUCCCAUAUCAGGAGCUGGGUGGGAAGACCUUGGUGAUGGCCAUCUAUGACUUUGAUCGCUUCUCCAAGCAUGACAUCAUAGGGGAAGUCAAGGUGCCCAUGAACACAGUGGACCUGGGGCAGCCCAUUGAAGAAUGGAGGGACCUAGAGAGUGCAGAAAAAGAGGAGCCAGAGAAAUUGGGAGAUAUCUGUAUCUCAUUACGAUAUGUGCCUACUGCUGGAAAGCUUACUGUCUGUAUCCUGGAAGCCAAGAAUUUGAAAAAGAUGGAUGUUGGAGGACUUUCAGAUCCCUAUGUGAAGAUUCAUCUGCUGCAGAAUGGGAAGAGGCUCAAGAAAAAGAAGACCACCGUUAAGAAGAAGACGCUGAAUCCUUAUUUCAAUGAAUCCUUCAGCUUUGAGAUUCCCUUUGAGCAGAUACAGAAAGUGCAAGUUGUGAUUACUGUGCUGGAUUAUGACAAGCUGGGAAAGAAUGAAGCCAUUGGCAAAGUAUUUGUCGGGAACAACGCCACUGGCACAGAGCUAAGGCAUUGGUCUGAUAUGUUGGCCAACCCACGCCGCCCCAUUGCCCAGUGGCAUUCCCUGAAGCCUGAAGAAGAGGUGGACGCAGCUCUCGGGAAAAAUAAAUAGGCAGCUCCAUACCCCAGCAUCAGCUACUGAACAUUCAAAGCGAUCCAGAGCUAUCAAUACCUCAGUUAGGCAAUGUUUGGUUUCUGUUCUGUUCCGUUCUCUGAUCUGCAAUACCCUUUCUUUGGUGGCUGUAGAGAGAUUCCGGGUGAACUCAAGAACAUCCUGGUUGAAAAGUUUUAAAGACACAGUUGCUCCUUUUGCAUUCUUCAGAGUAGUUUGUCUGCUGCAUGUUCAUCAUCUCUCUGUCUUGUUCUCUUCAAGCGCAAAGCAAGCUUUUUUUCUUGGGUUUUCCUGAGAUUGCCAUGAAUAGCAGCACAACGUAGCUUUGCAUUUAUUCACUUUGGAAUUUUCUUCCUUAACUCGGACUUUUGAAUAUUGUGCUAGGAUGAUACCAGAGCCUGAUAAUAUGAGUUGACCAGAUACACUGUGUUUGCUUUGGAAAAUAGCAUGGUACAUGAAGUGGUACACUUGAAAUAUAUGAAAGGAAUCAUCACCCUUCAAGGCUUUUUUUGGCUUUGGCCAUUAGAGUCUCAACAGAGAGGACAAGAAGCAGCUCUGGCACUGAAACAUCUCUGGUUCUGCAGAUAGUUGGUGAACUAAAUCUUUAUAAUGGGAGGAGUGUGGUUCCAGGCAUUGCCUGUUGUUUAAUGAUAAUUGCCCUAUAACAUCUAGGUGAUGCAGUAGGUAUUCGGUGUCCUAGUAGUUUUCUGUUCUUAAUUUGAAGAACAGAAUAGUUAUAGAAGACUAUCAAUCCUUUGUACCCAAAUAACUAUACCCAUAAGCACCAACUCACCUGCCCAAAUGCAGGGCAGAACACUUUUUUUUAAGAACAGCAUCAUGGGAUAUUUAUGGAAAUAGCCAGGCCUGGCACACUAACCAUUCAUGUGAAAACUGGAAGACUCACCCUUUCAGGUUAGUUAGAUUAAUAGUGCUGAAGUGGAUGGGUAAUUUAAAAAAAACUGUGGCAAGAACCUUCACACUGCUUGCCAGCUUGGGGUGGAGGAAACAGCCAGCCCUGGGUUGAUCUGCAUACAUCUUCUAUCAUGCUUUGCACUGCCAUUUUUGUUUUUCGGGGACACAACAGUCUGAAACCUAGAGAUAUUUAGUAUGAAGGUGUACUCUUUUUUAAAAUUGAAUUUGGAAGUGAAGGUGUGUGAGGGGAACUCAGAUGAUGGCUUAUGUCUCUAAUAUUCUUAAGAUCAGACCUGCUGGAGAGGAAGAAUGAAAAGAAAGGACAGGCAGAUUUGGCAAUGAUAGUAUCAUGUACCCACAGAAUGCUAUAUUGAUCUGACAUUAUGGAUCUAAUUCUCAGUGAGGAGAGAACUCCAAGAACUAAUGCUUUUAGCUGGGGACUUUCUCCUUCCAUCCCAGUGUCACAGUGAACUGAGCAAGAACAUAGUGCAGGAGGUUAGAGGGAGAGUGAAUCCAUUCCAACCAAAUGACCAAAGAUGUAUCAAAGGCAACAGUGUCUCCUGUGCUGUAUAGCAUUGUCUGGCUGCCAAAACAUUUAUGGUCUCUUUGCUGAUCUUGGAGGGAUAAGCCAUAUUAUCUUUGCUACCUAGUGUUUGCACUGAUUGCUGAAAGGCCUCUCUAUUUCAUAUAUAGCCCCAGAUAUCAAUGCCUUGAACAUCUUGGCUCCUUGUCCAGAUUUUGAUGAAAGGAGGCAAUUGAGGCAAGUGGGGGAUAGGUACAGACACUAGCAUCUUCCUUGAACCUUUGUGUUCCUGAUGGAUCUUCUGUUCUGCAUUGCUUCAAAUUCAUUAUCUAAAGGGAUGAUUCCAGGUGAUGCUUUAAUAUCAGGUGAUGUUUUGUUCUGCUUAACCACUAUGGUAGAAUGGAACACAGGGUUAACUUCCAUAUCCAGUAUUCAUUUCUGAUGCUGUACAGUAAUUAGUGCUGAUUAAUUUUUGGAAUUAUGGCUGACAAUCUGGGGGGGGUUUCUUACAGAAGACUGACAGUGGAGUCAGGAGAAAAAGAAGCAAUUUUAUGGGAUGUCCGCAAAGUUUUGUGGUCAUUGCAUCUAGCAGGACUUGAACUGAAAAUUGUGCAAGGGUCAAGAAAAAGAAAGAGUCAGACAGCUAUUCUGUCUAUGAUGAUAGGUGAAUAAUGCUCAGACCCAACUCAAGUUACAGAUUUCGGGGUGCAAGAUUCUAUAAUAAUGGUGCUGUGUGAAGAAAAUGCUUCUGUGGCUAAGGAAAUGUUCAUAAAGAAUCUUGUUCUUUGCCAUAGAUUCUUCUGAAUCAAGUAGGCCUUGUUUACCCUCACAAACUUUAUAUUAUGGCUACACAGUGAGAUUGUGACCUUUGGUUUUAUGCGUAUAGGAGUAGAGAUAAGCAUAUAAACAGAGGGAAAGAGAGAAUCCAAGUAUACUGAGAGAGAGGGGGGUGGGGAAGAGGAAGGUAGGGAGAUGGGUUGGUCUUCAGCAACUAUAGCACCCUGUUAUUUUGGCUAUAAAGAGAAAGAUUUUGUGCCUUCAAGGAUAUUGUCUGCAUGGACUUUGUGCUGGCCUAGAAGGAACAACAUGAUUAACGCACAAAAUAACAUGGUCUUAGGCCUUGCAUGUUGCGAUCCUAUGGAGAAUGAUUACUGUAUAUACUCAUGUAUAAGUCUAAAAAUUUUAGUCAAA